CGGACUAGUGACAAUUGCUUGUUGAGGUGUGGUAACGACUGCCGUUUAUCCGGUCUUCUGUGGCAUGGUUCUUUCGCUUCCGGAGUAUCAUGCCGUUCCAAAGGUUUGUGCAGUCUGGCCGUGUGGCCUAUGUGAGCGAUGGUCCUUAUCAGGGCAAACUGGUUACUAUUGUUGAUAUCAUCGACCAGAAUCGGGUUCUAGUCGAUGGUCCACUGACAAGUGUACCUCGUGGUGAGAUGAGACUCAACCAGCUGCACUUGACAAAGUUCCGUAUACGUUUUCCAUUUUCUGGCUCCACUCGUGUCGUACGCAAAGCAUGGGACGCGGCAAAUAUCAAUGAACUGUGGAAACAGACAAUGUGGGCUAGAAAAGUUGAAGCCAAAAAGAAGCGUGCGGAACUCAGUGACUUCGACCGCUUUAAGCUACGUAAAGCAAGGCAGAUAAGAAAUAAGUUGCGGACAAACGCGUUCAAUAGAUUAAGAAAGAAAACUAAAAAGGUUAAAGCUGGCGAUGCAGCAAGCAAAAGUGUGAAAAAAGCUGAGAAAGAGUAACGACCUUGAAUUAAAUACAACAUUAUUUUA
Molecule: messenger RNA, 581 nt
Organism: Pogonomyrmex barbatus (red harvester ant)
Lineage: Eukaryota; Metazoa; Arthropoda; Insecta; Hymenoptera; Formicidae
Gene: RpL14
Product: ribosomal protein L14
Biological process (GO): ribosomal large subunit biogenesis; translation
Cellular component (GO): cytosolic large ribosomal subunit; ribosome
Molecular function (GO): structural constituent of ribosome; RNA binding
Source: RefSeq, a predicted model, not a curated record